UCCCCUUUCUUACCAAACAAUACGUUACAAAAGUGAAUGCAAAUCAUAACAAUCGAUCCAAUUCCAUUUCCAUGCUAUGGUUGGUGUAGCAGCAAAAUAAAUCACUCUUCCUUCCCCUCUCUCUCUCUGUUUAAUUACAAUCCCAUUUCAAAUUUCAAAACCAAAACUCUCUCUCUCUCUCUCUCUCUCUCUAUAUAUAUAUAUAUAAGAACUCCAUAGCUUGGAAACUUCACUCUCUGAAGCUCCAUUCUCCUUCCGUCUAAGCCACAACCAUGUCCCUUCUCAGCCGAUUCUUCUACAAGCGCCCCCCUGACGGCUUACUCGAAUUCUCCGACAGAGUAUACGUCUUCGAUUCCUGCUUCUCGACGGAGGCACUCCCGGACGGAAUGUACAGCCUCUACCUCCGCCAAAUCCUCUCUGACCUCCACGAGGACUUCCCGGAAUCCUCCUUCGUGGCCCUCAACUUUCGCGACGGCGACCACCGCAGCCGUUUCUCCCGCGUCCUCUGCGACCUGGACGCCACAUUCGUCGUCGACUACCCAAAGCAGUACGAGGGCUGCCCCCUCCUCCCCCUCUCCCUCCUCCACCACUUCCUCCGCCUUUGCGACUCCUGCCUCGCCGACCCCGGCGCCCUGAUCCUCCUCCACUGCGAGCGCGGCGGCUGGCCCCUCCUCGCCUUCCUCCUCGCCGCCUUCCUCGUCUUCCGCAAGGCCGCGCAGACCGGGGAGCGCCGGAUUCUCGAGAUGGUUCAUAAGGAGGCGCCGAAAGGGUUGCUGCAGCUGUUGUCGGCGCUGAACCCGCUGCCGUCGCAGCUGCGGUAUGUGAAGUAUGUGGCCAGGAGGAACAUUGGGGCGGAGUGGCCCCCACCGGAGAGGGCACUGUCUUUGGAUUGUGUUAUUCUCAGAGGGGUUCCUGGGUUUGAUGGGGGCAAUGGGUGCAGGCCACUGUUUAGGAUUUUUGGCCGGAAUUUGCUUAGUAAAGGGGGGCUUUCAACACAGAUGAUUUAUAAUAUGCAUAAGAAGAAGAAGACUUUGAGGCACUAUAGACAGGCAGACUGUGAUGUGAUUAAGAUUGAUAUUCAAUGCCUAGUGAAAGGGGAUGUGGUGUUGGAGUGUGUCCAUUUGGAUUUGGAUCCGGAGAGGGAAGUGAUGAUGUUUCGGGUGAUGUUCAACACGGCGUUUAUUCGGUCCAACAUUUUGAUGCUGAAUUCUGAGAACUUGGACAUUCUUUGGGAUUCGAAGGAGCGGUAUCCGAAGGGCUUCCGGGCUGAGGUUUUGUUUGGGGAGGUUGAAAGCAUAAGUCCUCCAAGGGCUCAAACAAGUAUUUUAGAUGGUGAGGUGAAAGGUGGAUUGCCUAUUGAGGCAUUUUCGAGGGUUCAAGAACUUUUUAGUGGUGUAGAAUGGGUUGAAAGUGGGGAUGCUGCUGCUGCCUGGCUGCUCAAACAGCUUACAGUCUUAAAUGAUGCCAAAGAGCUUUCAAGGUUUCAAGGUAGAGGAAGUUGGUAUUCAUCACCUGCUGACUCUGACUCUGAAAAUAAUGAAUCAAGCACAGCUGAUAGUUCAGAUGAGGCCUUUGAUGUUAUUCCCAAGUCUUAUGCUGAUCCUUCAAAAUUAUUGAUAUCUGACAACCCUGAUUUGGUCCAUUUAGCUUUUGAGAACAAUGGUGGAGAUUAUGUAAAUCUCACUUCAAGAACACCUGAUCAGUCAUUGACUGAUAAUGUUUCAUUACCUCAUCAUGCUCCCAGAAAGGAAUAUUCUCCUUGUUCCUCUCCACCAUCACCUUCACCAGUUCCCGCUACUCAACCUUUUCCAACACCGGCACCACCACUUCCCACAUCAAUGCCUAUACAGCCAGAUUUAGCUCCUCCCUUGCCUCCGCAUCAGAUAGAUCAGAAUGUGAACAGUGCUUCUACAUUGCCUUCACCUCCUCCUCCUAUAGUUUCCAAUGCUCCUAGUCAACCUCCACCGCCUCCUCCUCCUCCUCCACUUCCUCCACGAUCUGUACAAACUGGUUCAGCUCCACCUCCUCCAGGACCUGUACGGACAGGCUCGGUACCACCGCCUCCACCUCCUCCAGGAUCUGUACAAACUGGUUCAGCUCCACCACCUCCACCUCCUCCAGGUCCAGUACGAACAGGCUCGGUACCACCGCCUCCACCUCCUCCAGGAUCUGUAAAAACUGGUUCAGCUCCACCACCUCCACCUCCUCCAAGUCCAGUACGAACAGGUUCAGCCCCACCGCCACCUCCACCUCCUCCAUGUCCUGUACGAGCAGGUUCAGCCCCACCUCCUCCUCCUCCUCCUCCUCCUCCAGGUCCUGUACGAACAGGUUCAGCCCUACCUCCUCCUCCUCCUCCUCCUCCAGGUCCUGUACGAACAGGUUCAGCCCCACCUCCUCCUCCUCCUCCUCCUCUAGGUCCUGUACGAACAGGUCCAGCCCCACCUCCUCCUCCUCCUCCUCCUCCAGGUCCUGUACGAACAGGUUCAGCUCCACCACCUCCUCCCCCUCCAAGUGUACGAACAGGUUCAGCUCCACCACCACCACCACCGGCACCAAAACCUCCAGGUGUUCUUCCUCCUCCACCUGGCCGUGGUGCAUCACCGAUGCCACCUCCACCACCUGCAGCUAGGGCCCCUGGUGUGGCACCACCACCAGGCAAAGCUUCAACAGCAAAUGUUGGAAGAGGUCGUGGUACUGGUGGUACUGUUAAUGCUCCUAAGAAAACUUUGCUAAAACCCCUACACUGGGUGAAAGUUGCUCGAGCAGCCAAGGGAAGUCUAUGGGCUGAUUCACAGAAACAGGAUAGUGGAACAAGGGCUCCUGAGAUAGAUAUUUCAGAACUUGAGAGCCUGUUUUCAGCAGCAUCUACUUCUGAUGGGAGCAGCACUAAAGGUGGAGGUCGGCGUGGUCCUAAUAUUAACAAACCUGAGAAAGUACAAUUGGUUGAUUUGCGUAGAGCAUAUAAUUGUGAAAUAAUGCUCUCUAAAAUCAAAAUUCCUUUGCCAGAUAUGCUUAAAGCAGUCCUGGCAUUGGAUUCUGCAAUUCUGGAUAUUGAUCAGGUUGAGAAUCUCAUCAAGUUCUGUCCUACAAAGGAAGAGAUGGAGAUGUUAAAGAAUUAUACAGGAAACAAGGAAAUGCUUGGAAAGUGUGAACAGUUUUUUAUGGAGCUGAUGAAGGUUCCACGUGUGGAAUCCAAAUUAAGGGUUUUUGCUUUUAAAAUCACCUUUUCUUCUCAGGUGAAUGAUUUGAAGUUAAAUUUGAACACAAUCAACAAUGCAGCCAGAGAGGUGAAAGAAUCUGGAAAAUUGCGUCAAAUAAUGCAGACCAUUCUUACUCUGGGCAAUGCCUUGAAUCAAGGAACAACACGAGGAUCAGCUGUUGGAUUCAAAUUGGAUAGCCUUCUUAAAUUAUCUGAUACCCGUGCAAGAAAUAACAAAAUGACUUUAAUGCAUUAUUUGUGUAAGCUUCUUGCUGAGAAAAUGCCAGAAUUGCUAGAUUUUGAUAAGGAUCUUGUCCAUUUGGAAGCAGCUUCUAGGAUUCAACUAAAAGCAUUGGCUGAAGAAAUGCAAGCUGUGAGUAAAGGUUUAGAGAAAGUUGAGCAAGAACUCGCUGCUUCUGAAAAUGAUGGUGCUAUAUCUACAGGAUUUCGUAAGGUGUUGAAGAAUUUUCUUGAUAUUGCUGAAGCUGAUGUGAGGUCUCUUAUAUCAUUGUAUUCUGAAGUGGGAAGAAGUGCAGACUCUUUGUCCCAGUACUUUGGAGAGGAUCCAGCUAGAUGCCCUUUUGAACAAGUGACACAAAUCCUUGUUGUCUUUGUCAAGAUGUUCAACAAGUCAAGGGAGGAAAAUGAAAGGCAGGCGGAUGCUGAAAAAAAGAAAUUAGAGAAAGAAGCCUUGAAGGAAAGGACAGCAAAUAACUUGCAUUCCAAAAAAGAUGGUGUUCGAUAGGAUGCCUAUACAAGCAAGCCGCAUGGUUACUUUUAGUUCAAACAAACUGCGCUAUACAUUUUGGACUAUCUCAAAUGCAUAUUUGCAUGCACCUUUGGGAUUUAUUCCUUCUGAAGAUGAUGCUGGCCGUUGGACGCAAGUGGUUUAGUCAGUUCCUUAUAGUUGGAUCAACGUGCCUCUCCCAUUGUGCUGCACUGCUGCUAAAGGAGAAAUACACCGCGACACGCUGGUGGUCUUUUGUAAUUAUACCACAAGGCAACUAAUAUAGAAACUUCACGCUUUUUUCCUCUUUAAAAUAUAGAGGCCAUCAUAUAUUAUUUUAAGUUCAAAUUUUCUUGUGCUUUAGAACAUUGCACUUCUCAAAGCUGCAGAUAAUUCUUUGUAAUUCAAAAACACUUUGGAUAUAUGAUAACGAGUUCUUCCUGUGUAUGAUAUAAAACCAUAAUUUGCAAUCAUUAUUAUAGCUGUGUAAAGGUGUCAAACAGCUGUGUGUUUACAGAA
This is a messenger RNA of Glycine soja, 4445 nucleotides long. Its product is annotated as formin-like protein 14. The transcript has 17 exons. NCBI's taxonomy places the organism in Eukaryota, Viridiplantae, Streptophyta, Magnoliopsida, Fabales, Fabaceae. The coding region runs from base 273 to 3944 and encodes 1223 amino acids. The record is from RefSeq and is a predicted model, not a curated record.